AUGGCUUCGUUUAAUCCAGACGAAUUGGGAAGAGUUGUGGCAAGCACAGUAGCCACUUUCUUGAGUCAUUCACCAGCAAGUUCGAGUGCAAAUGCCAAUACAUCGUCAACAUCAACAGCUACAACCUCGGCUUCGUCGACUAGUUCAAGUCGGGCACAGCAAAAUACUACUCAGGUUUGUAUAAAGAUUUAUAAAUAAAUACAUUAAAAUCAAAACUUCAUAUACUGCAGCUUAUUUUCAAUCAUCUAUUAUCGAAUCAGACAAGUCACAAGUGAUUACAAGAUGAAUAUAAGGAUGGCAGGAUGCCAUUGUCAUAAUUGCGCAGUACGCAUGAGAUUCAACAUGAUAUUCGAUAUGGUGUGAACUGACUCGUUUCAAUCACUCAGAAGUAAAAAUGAAAAAUAGCCAUUUCUUCUCUUCCAUUUCUGCGCUUGUUCGAAUAUAGUUUGCUUAUCAUGUGUAUCCGUGCUGUGCUUAAUAAAUAGUAAAAUAACCUGGGGUCGGUUGUUCAAAACUUGGUCUGGGGGGGGGAUUGGUUAGCCUGGUCCUGAACUGGGGACCGCAACAAAGGAGGACCCCAGAAAACUGCUCAGAAUGCAGGAUAUAGCGUUUCUGUUCCUGCAAUUUCAAAACUCCAGAUGCCCCUUAUUGUGCAAGGAAUUUGCAGUUGCAUCAAGUUCUAUUUCAAUCUGAUAUUAAUUAUUCUGAUGCCACCGCAAUUAAUAUUUGUGAAGAAUACUUCAUCAAGUAUAGUACAAAGUAACAGGAUUAUUUUUAACAUAUCUACAAGUGUGUGUGUGUGUGUGUGUGUGUGGGGGGGGGUUAGGAGCCCACAAAUAUGACUUUUCCAUGGGCACAAAAUUUCUCUUGGCAUCUGUGUGUGUGGUUCAUUUAUAAAUUUAAAAUUUUAGGUUGAUAGCGAUAGUAUCGAAACAAGACAGAUGGCAGAAUCUAGAGAGGAAGACCCCCUUUCUGAAAAUCAAGAAAUGGGGAGUAUUGCUAUGGCCAGGUAGUAAUAAUUUAAAUAUCAUUAAUUCACUAGAAAAUACAAUUUUGUGGGAAAACACUCAGUUUUUUCAAUUUGUAGUGCAUGAUAAAUCUGUUUUACAUUGUUUUCUAACACCUAAAAGUGCUAUUUAAAUUCCUAGGGGUGCUGGAAGACCCAAGAAAUGUGUCGGUACAGAUCAGUUGAAAGAUAUGAUUGCUCUGGGUUACAAAACAACACAAAUUGUCAGCCUUCUUGGGGUUUCAAGACCAACUGUAUAUCGGAUGAUGCAUGACGCAAACGUUAACCCAGUUGCUCGAUACACAGAUAUCACUGAACAUGAAUUGGACCAGAAACUUUCCAAUAUAAAGAUUGAUCACCCUAACAUUGGAGAAGUUAUGACAGCAGGUCACCUCAGGGCACAAGGUAUAAAAGUUAAAAGGUCUGAUUUGAGAUCAUCACUCCUAAGAGUAGACCCUGAAGGUGUUGCUGAACGUCGACGGACUCGUCUUCGCCAUCGUGUAUAUGAUAGUCCUGGCCCAAAUUAUGUUUGGCAUAUCGAUGGAACCAUAAAUUAGUUUGUUGGGGGUUUGUUGUUCAUGUGGCCAUAGAUGGUUUUAGCAGACUAGUGACUUUCGCUGAAGCUUCCACCAACAAUCUAUCCACCACUGUUUUUGCUCAUUUUCAAACAGCAUUUGCACAGUUUGGUCUUCCUGCCCGUGUGAGAUCAGACCAUGGUGGGGAAAAUGUAUUGGUAUGGCAGCGCAUUGCAGCUGUUAAUGGUCCGGAUAGUGUAAUUGUUGGUAGCUCUGUCCGUAACCAACGUGUGGAGAGAUUUAAUCUGGAUAUUAAUACCAAUGUAACAAGGCAGUUUUCUGCACUAUUCAGAGAUCUCGAGUUCGAAGGGCGCUUAAAUGUUUCAAAUGAAACUGACUUAUUUUGUUUGCAAUAUGUCUAUCUUUCAAGGAUAAACAGAGUUUUGCACCAAUUUAUAGCAGCGCACAACCAUCAUGCUAUUUCCAGUGAAGGGUCUGCAACGCCACUGCAACUAUUUCAUGCAUAUCAGCAUUUAACUGAACUGUACAGUUCAUCUGUUCACAGUGUUCCUUAUCCAGUAUUAAACGUACAGAACCUACUUAUUAAUCCUGAGGAGCUCCCUUAUGUUGAUGUUCAAGCCAGACAUUGUCCAUUGGUGCCAGAGAAAUUUGCGGAAUUGCAACGUUUAGUGAAUCCGAUGAGUCAAUCAAUGUGCUUUGGAAGAGAUUUAUUUGAUAGAACUAUAGACUUUGUUGCCCAAUCUUUGCUGGAGUAG
Messenger RNA from Paramuricea clavata, 2297 nucleotides. NCBI's taxonomy places the organism in Eukaryota, Metazoa, Cnidaria, Anthozoa, Malacalcyonacea, Plexauridae. The record is from the annotation of a GenBank genome assembly.